Molecule: messenger RNA, 2042 nt
Organism: Carica papaya (papaya)
Lineage: Eukaryota; Viridiplantae; Streptophyta; Magnoliopsida; Brassicales; Caricaceae
Source: RefSeq, a predicted model, not a curated record
AUCUACCAGAGGAAACGGAUAAUAAAAAAAUCGAGAAAAGCCGCGAGGAAGGAGAAGAUAACCAGCUUAUGAAGUGCGCAGGAUAAGAAAGAUGUACGCCUGCUGCAACUGUAACUCUCUCUUUCUCCUCACCUAUUCAGGAACGCUCUCUGGUUUUUCUAUUACACGCAACGCUUCCCGAAUCAGAGCAGCGAAUGCCACAAAAGUUCUUUUUCCAAAACCCCCCGUGUUCAACACUUCAAUCUCACUUAAAUCCUUUGCUCUUCGUACUAAUACUUCGACUUGGAGGAGUAUACAGACUGGUUUUUGCGCUCAGAACGAUGUUGCUGAUGGUUUUCCGAACACUUCUUUCCCUGAAAGUGAUGAAAAUGAUGGAGUUCCGGGGAACGGCGAAUUUGGAUUGUUGAACAAGCCUAAUCCAGUGGCUAUAUCUGAUGGGUUUUCCCCAGAAGUUGAAAAAUCUAAACAAACAGAUAAAGAUGAAUUGUUGGAGCCUUUUUUGAAGUUUUUUAAACCGAGGGACAUGGUGGGGGAACUAGAAGAAGAGGGAAGUGAUUUAGGAGAUUGUGAUGAGGGAAGUGAUAUGGAGAGUAAAGAGAAGGAAGCUGAGAAGGUUGGUGUGGAAUAUUAUCAGCCAAAACCAGGUGAUUUUGUGGUUGGUGUUGUGGUUUCUGGCAACGAAAAUAGGCUUGAUGUGAAUAUUGGAUCAGAAUUGUUGGGCACUAUGAUGACAAAGGAGGUUCUGCCAUUGUAUCCCAGAGAGAUGGAUCAUUUACUAUGUGAUUUGAAAAAUGAUGCAGAGGAGUUCAUGGUUUGUGGGAAGAUGGGAAUUGUUAAGGAUGAUGAUGCAUUGAGUGGUGGCCAGGGACUGGGAAGGCCAGCUGUGGAGACUGGAACUGUCCUUUUUGCUGAGGUUCUUGGAAGAACCCUAAGUGGUCGACCUUUGCUGUCGACGAGACGGCUGUUUCGGCGGAUUGCCUGGCAUCGAGUGAGGCAGAUAAAACAGCUAAAUGAGCCUAUUGAGGUUAAAAUUACAGAGUGGAAUACUGGUGGGCUCCUCACUAGAAUUGAAGGUUUGCGAGCUUUUCUUCCCAAAGCUGAAUUGGUAAAUAGAGUGAACAGCUUCACUGAAUUGAAGGAAAAUAAUGAGACUAAUAACGACUUGAUAUUGAGUGAGAAGGAUGCUUGGGAAAUGCUUCACCUUCGAGAGGGAACCCUCUUGGAAGGAACUGUAAAGAAAAUUUUUCCAUAUGGUGCUCAAAUAAGAAUUGGUGAAACUAACAGAAGUGGAUUGCUGCAUAUCUCCAAUAUAAGUCGUACCAGGAUUACUUCUGUCAGCGAUUUACUGAAAGUGGACGAGAAGGUUAAAGUUCUAGUUGUGAAGUCAAUGUUUCCUGGCAAAAUAUCUCUCAGCGUUGCUGAUCUUGAAAGUAAGCCAGGCCUAUUUGUAUCAGACAAAGAGAGAGUAUUUGCUGAAGCUGAAGAGAUAGCGAAGAAAUACAGACAGAAACUACCUGCUGUGUUACCAAGCCACAAGUUAGAAACCCCUACAACAAAUGCUCUGCCGUCUGAUAACGAAGAAAGUCUUUAUGCUAACUGGAAAUGGUUCAAAUUCGACAUGGGUGAUGAUUCAAGCUGAUUCCUUACAUUUAAGUUGAUUGUACGUCAGCUCGAUGUAAUAUUCAAUUGGAAGGAGGAUGAUUCAGCUCCCCUCUUUGAGCCUAGUGUGAAAAGCAGAAAAGAACCUCUCACUAGGCCAUCAGACUCUUUAACUGUGAUUGAAUUUCGUGAUCUGCAACAGCAUUUCUGGUCAGAUUUUGGAUGAAAGUGGGAGGUUUGCUGGAUGAUUAGAGCCUGGAAAUGAUCUCUCAUGUAACUUUCUGUAUGCAGAAAUGAAUUUCUUGUCCUCAAGUAUGCUACUGUGCUCUUUAGGAAAGGAUAACUUGAUUUCUGACCAUUUGUUGAUGUACUACUUGUAUUAUCUGUUAAUACAAACCUGAUAUAUACUUAGAGAUGUUUAUAUGAUGGGAUUUUUUCUUUCA